GAUUUCACACUUAGCUUCGGGAAAACAUCAGGAGGUUCUUGCUUCAACAGUGAUUGAACGGAACUUCGGUCUCGUCGGAAUUUCGCUUUGAAUACAACACAUCUAUUUAUUACGUUUUGAUAAUAAAAAAAUCCGCCGAAAUGGAUUCUCAGAUUCGCCAGAACUACGACCGCGACUGUGAGGCUUUGAUCAACAAGAUGAUGAAUUUGGAGCUGCACGCUUCCUACACCUACACCUCAAUGGCUCACUACUUCAAAAGGGAUGAUGUCGCACUUCCUGGUUUUGCCAAGUUCUUCAAGGAAAACAGCGAGGAGGAGCGCGAGCAUGCCGAGAAAUUCAUGGAGUUCCAGAACAAGAGGGGUGGACGCAUUGUUCUUCAGGAUGUAAAGAAGCCUGAGCGUGAUGAAUGGGACAAUGGGCUGGUUGCUAUGCAGUGCGCUCUGCAGCUGGAGAAGAAAGUCAACCAGGCACUGCUGGAUCUGCAUAAGGUUGCCUCUGAGAGGGUUGACCCCCAUCUGUGUGACUUUCUGGAGACUCACUACCUGAAUGAGCAGGUUGAGGCAAUUAAGAAGCUUGGUGAUCACAUCAUCAACCUGUCCAAGAUGGACGCUGGCAACAACAGGAUGGCAGAGUACCUGUUUGACAAGCACACCCUGGGUGGAGACAGCUAAACGCAGCCCUUAGAUCAACUGCAUGCCGCAAAGCUUCCAUCUAUAUUGUACGCUUAAAUCAUCAAGCAAUGUGUUAUCACCGUUCCCAUGCAAAGUCUGAGAUCUUAAGGUUAACUUGAAGUACAAUUUUAAUAUCACUUGUUAAAUGUGCCAGUCUUGUUCUUAAUUUGUCAUCUUGUGAUAGUCACCAAGCCACUAAUUAGUUUUAACAUUGUGAAAUUUGAAUAAACAUUUUGAGCUGGA
This is a messenger RNA of Myxocyprinus asiaticus (Chinese sucker), 914 nucleotides long. Its product is annotated as ferritin, middle subunit-like. The coding region runs from base 141 to 671 and encodes 176 amino acids. Gene Ontology annotation, biological process: intracellular iron ion homeostasis; iron ion transport. The transcript is spliced from 4 exons. Gene Ontology annotation, cellular component: cytoplasm. Lineage: Eukaryota; Metazoa; Chordata; Actinopteri; Cypriniformes; Catostomidae. The record is from RefSeq and is a predicted model, not a curated record. Gene Ontology annotation, molecular function: ferric iron binding; ferrous iron binding.